Molecule: messenger RNA, 414 nt
Organism: Alternaria arborescens
Lineage: Eukaryota; Fungi; Ascomycota; Dothideomycetes; Pleosporales; Pleosporaceae
Exons: 1
Coding region: 1-414 (137 amino acids)
Source: RefSeq, a predicted model, not a curated record
AUGGCACGAACUACCUCGUGGGAGAAGACACGAUCAUGCUUCUUCAUGUUCGUUGGCGCAAAAUCCACACGCUGGCCUAACAGCACCAGAUCCGCAACCGGUGCACUCCUUGCUCUGUCUAUACUCAUCGCUGUAGCACAGUUCGGUCUCUGCGCCGCCAUGGCGCACUGGUUGCUUAGCUCACACCGCGAGGUUCAGUGCUGGAACGUGAGCAGCACGAGAGAUCUGGACUUCAACGCCUUUAAGCUAGAGUCCAGACCAUCAGAAUUCGUAUUCCAGACAGAGACCAAGAGCUUGCCACUUACCUAUGCAAACUUGGACAAGACCUUCAACGUGGAGAGAGCUCAAGAGAACGGAGAAGGUCUGUCAGGGCCUGAGUAUCUGAGUGCUGGAGCCAUUGGUGGGACAUUGUAG